Molecule: messenger RNA, 849 nt
Organism: Anthostomella pinea
Lineage: Eukaryota; Fungi; Ascomycota; Sordariomycetes; Xylariales; Xylariaceae
Source: the annotation of a GenBank genome assembly
AUGCGGUUCCUACACUCCCUCCUUUUCCUGGCUGCUGGUGCAGCCCAGGCAGCUUCGACGUGGGGAUUCGACGACGCCACGGUCUCGGUGAGCUCUAAGAAGGGUGCUGGUGCCAAGGAAAAGUUCAACGAGAAGGCGCCCCUGCCGCAGUCCAUCGUCCUCGGUAGCUCAGACUCGCUGAAGAUCCUCUUGACGGCCAAAGAGGGCGGCAAAGGCAAGCGGCCUCACCAGGCCUUCGUCAUGCUCCAGGAGCCAACCACCGGGCUCGAGGCGCCGUUCCCGCUGACGGUCAAGGACAAUGGCAAGGCCGUCGUCGAGAUUAAACACAGCGACCUCCCGACCCAACUCGCAGCCUCCACGACCCCGCUCAAGGCCUCCCUAAUCCUCGCCUCAUUCGGCGCCGCCGAGGGUAUCAACAAGCCCAUCUUCGACAUCGACGUCGCGACUGAACCAAACGCGACGCCCAUCGUCGCCGAGAAGCCAAUGCGCUACGGCAAGCUCGACGAUAUUCACCACGAGUUCCGCGCCGAUCCCAAGAGCCCGCCCAAGGUGAUCUCGCUCGUCUUCGUGCUGGCCGUGCUGGCUACGGUGCCGGCGCUGUUCAUUGGCUGGCUCACCCUCGGCGCCAACGUCUCGCACCUCUCCAAGGCCAUCAACGCCGCGCCCCUCGCGCACGGCGUCUUCUUCGGCUCCAUCGUCGCCAUGGAGGGCGUCUUCUACAUGUACUAUGCCAGCUGGAACCUGUUCCAGACGCUGCCCGUCAUCGGCGUCGUGGGCGCCGCCACCUUCCUGAGCGGCACCAAGGCCCUGGGCGAGGUGCAGAGCCGACGUCUGGCGGGGGAGAGGUGA